CUGCAGACGCUCWUAAUAGCAUAGUAGCUACGCUUCUAUGUUGUAAAAUUUGUCGUCGAUUUUGUUUACUUCGUUAUUUGUUUUUAUUUUACAUUGUUUGUUAAUUUUUCAACUAUGUCGAGUGUUCAAAAAAGAAAGCUAAGUAGCGARAAAUUUAGAAAUUUGGCACAAUGUUAAGAUCUUUAAUAUUAGUUAGAGGAUUACAUAUAUCCAGUGUAAACUUGUCAUCCAGCAAAGCACAACUUUUAAAAUUAAGAAAAAAAACUGGAUAUCCAUUUGAAAGCUGUAAAAAGGCUUUACAAUUAAAUGAAAACAAUUUAGAAAAGUCAGAGGCUUGGUUAAAAGAAGAAGCUCAAAGGCUAGGAUGGGCUAAAGCUAACAAACUUGCCAAUCGUGCUACAGCCCAAGGAGUUAUCGCAUUUGCAAUUGAUAAUCAAAAAGAAGUUGCUACUAUGGUGGAAGUGAAUUGUGAAACUGAUUUUGUUGCUCGUAACAAAUGUUUUCAUUCUGUUGUUGAAGUAGUCACUUCAUCUUGUUUAGAUUUUGCUAAACAACAAAAAGCCUUAGAGAACUCGUUUUCUAAGGUUAACUUAAAAAGUGGCGAUUUAAUGGAGUUAAGUGGUGCUGAAGGUAAAUCAUUAGCUGAUCAUGUUGCAGUUACAAUAGGUAAUCUUGGAGAAAACGUUACUCUUAGACGUGCCACUUGUUUAAACACUAGAGAUACUGGUUUGAAUAUUAUGGGUCUUACUCAUCCAUCUAAUACAACUGGAUCUCAAUUUUUUUCUGGUAAAUACGGAUCACUUCUAAUUUACCGUAAACAACAAGAUAGUGAAAAAAUUAAUCAAAAGUCUAUGGAGAGUUCUCAUGAUGAAAUUCUUCGUCAAAUGUGUCAACAUGUUAUUGGUAUGAAUCCUAAAUGUGUCGGAGUACUUAAUAUACACGAACCUAUAAAAUCUGAAAAAGUUGAGCCUGCUAAAACAUUCAAUGAAAAUGAUGAUUCAUCUUUGGAUAGUAUAGAUGAAAAAAAUUCAGACUCUACAAUUGAAGAAGAUGGCAUGCUUGAACAAGCUUUUUUAUUGGACCCAUCUAUAACUGUUGGACAAGUAGCAACYGAUUAUGGAAUUGAUGUACUAGAUUUUGUGCGCUACGAAUGUGGUGAAACAUAAUUAWUACAUUUCUGUACAUAUUAAGUAAUUUAAAUUCAAUUUUUGAUGAUGAUGUUCAACUGCUUUUUAUUAUAGUUCGACAAUACUAGA
Messenger RNA from Diuraphis noxia (Russian wheat aphid), 1256 nucleotides. It is a transcript of the gene mEFTs, whose product is annotated as elongation factor Ts, mitochondrial. Gene Ontology annotation, molecular function: protein binding; translation elongation factor activity. The record is from RefSeq and is a predicted model, not a curated record. Gene Ontology annotation, biological process: mitochondrial translational elongation. NCBI's taxonomy places the organism in Eukaryota, Metazoa, Arthropoda, Insecta, Hemiptera, Aphididae.